Messenger RNA from Xenia sp. Carnegie-2017, 2248 nucleotides. RefSeq lists its product as uncharacterized. The coding region runs from base 152 to 2248 and encodes 698 amino acids. The record is from RefSeq and is a predicted model, not a curated record. NCBI's taxonomy places the organism in Eukaryota, Metazoa, Cnidaria, Anthozoa, Malacalcyonacea, Xeniidae. The transcript is spliced from 7 exons. Gene Ontology annotation, molecular function: RNA binding.
UUGAAAUAUCCAUAACUCAAUACUUUCGUUUAGCUAUUCCAAGUAAUUCGUUUAAAAACAAUUUAGCGUGACGAAGAUUUCGAUAUUGCAAGAUAAUUCUUCUUUCAUUCAAUCUUUCGUUCGGUUCUCCAACGAAUGUAUACUAAAAAUUAUGGCAGACAGCGACUUUCGUACUAUCGUUGUAACCGGAAUCAACAAGAAUACAAGUAAAGAUACUUUAAACAACUACUUCUCAUCUCGAAGACGGGGUGGCGAUCUUGAUUACAUUGAAUACACACCACGAAGUGGAACAGCGGUGAUAAAGUUCUCGCAAACAGAAGGUGCAAAAAAUGCUCUGGAUUAUGCUCAGCAUCAAGUGGAUGAUUGUAUAUUGUCAGUUCGAGAAAAGACUAAGGAUAUAUUUGAAAAAAAGAAAGUACUCGUGAGAGAUGUUAAAGCAAGCACAUCCGAAGAUUGUCUUCGUUUUUAUAUGGAGAAAAUAUCUGAUGAGAUUGAGGUAUCACAAAUAAAGUAUGAGGCAGUGGACCAUAAUACCGUAAAUGCCAUAGUAACAUUUAAAGAAAAUAUUGAUUUCAAAACACUAAAUGAAAGGUUUAUGAAGAAACCUACGUUGGAAGACAAAGCAAUAACGCUUGAGAGAAUUCCAGAAUGCAGAACAAUAUUAGUAAGUAAUUUACCCCCUACAGCAACUUCAGACGCAGUUAUGUAUAAAUUUGAAAGCAAAAGAUCGGGUGGUGCCGAAGUUGAAACUGUUCACCUAGAUCAACAGAAGAGGAUUGCGUUGGUUAAGUUUAAAGACUACAACGUUGUAGACAAAGUUCUGUCAUUGGAUCAUGUCCUGGAUAGUUACAAAUUGUUUUUGGCGAAGUGUGAUGCACUUGGUGCUAUAAAUUUAAAAUCACGAGGAGAGGCUUCCACUGUCCACGCCAAUGAGCCCAUCAUAAAGAAACAAGACACUAAUGCCAUAGCUGCAGAAAUAGAUAGGGAUAUUUUUGAAUUCAUAAAAGAAAACAACGAAGAAAAAUUUAAACUUGCUUUGCAAAACCAGAAGUAUGAAACCAUUUUUCAGACGGACAAAGUUUUCAUCAAGUUUCAAAAUGAUAAGGACAAACAACAAUUUCUUGUAAAUGUCGAGGAAUUUAAAUACCAAAUAUUGCUGUUCGACCCAAUGAAAUUCACUACAGAGAAAGCUUGGCAAGAUGUAAAAUCUUUUAUGGCGCAGUUUAACGAUGUUCCUGGACCUAGCCGUUCAGUAUCAUUCGUAGUGUAUGAUGAGGGUUUUGUUAAGGUCGUAGGAAAAGACGUCCCUUCAUUUUACACUGCAUGUUCCAAACUUGAGAAAUGUAUUAGAAAAGCAGAAGAGAGAAACACUUUGAUAACGAGCCAAAUAGAUGUUUCAUCGAAUCAAGCCAAAUUAUUAAUUAUGUCCGAUGCAUUUAACAGGUACAAAGAUACUUGCACAAUUGAUGUGGAUAUACCAUCAGGAAAAAUAAUGGUUAAAGGAGAAGGUAGCGUGGUAGAAAAUAUGCAAUUUGAAAUUGGAAUUAUUGUAAGCAAGUUUGCCAAUCGUUUGCUGAGCGAAAGAAAAUUCUCGUUGCUAAGAAAUGAUUCAAACUGCAGUUACGUGCAAACAUUACUUUCCCAAGCCAAAAAGUGUGCCAUUGUUUACUCAAAUGAUAAACAACAAAUGGUGAUAUGUGCUGCUGAUCAGAAAGAGCUCGAGGAGGCAUAUGGCAUAAUAAACAGUAAUGUUGCGGUAAAAAUUUUGGGAGAAGGUUCACUGGCAUCUUCAGGUAUCUUGGUUGCGUUUGGUGAAGUUCCAUCUGUGGUAUCUAUGUUCGGUAGUGGUGCUGGCUCCGGGGUAUCAGUCUGUGUCGUCGGUCCUAGACGUGGUAAUGACGAUGUUGGUUUUCUGUUGGCUGGUGUCAAUUUGUUGGGAGUAAGGUUCUCCGUUGAGACUUUUCGUAUCAGCAGCAGAUCCGUAUCAAUAGUAUAUUUGGGUGACUGCUCUUGUACAGGCGUUUGUGUUGAGGCUACCAGUGGGGCCGAUAUUGUUCGUGAUGAGGCGUUUUACAGUUUUAACGGCAACCUCGGCGCGGCAAUUGGAGUGCGGGAAUGCAACGGAUGCGAGGCGGUGGUGUACCCCUUAUUGUUUGAGGAACUACCGUGUUUUGACGGCGGUGAAUUCUGGUCCGCCGUCAGUAGCGCAUUCGUCUGGGAUCGCAAAGGUGGUAAAGACGUGACGUAG